GUUGGUUCACUCGCGUGUCUAGAUUACAACGUCUUUAUAGUGCAUCCAUAUAAUUCAAUCGUUUUUUAAUUAAUUAAAAUACCGAAUUUAGUUAGUUAUUAUUCGAUUCUAAAUUGCAAGAAUGGUGGUUGGUUUCAAAAGAGUCUGGGACUCCAGCUGUCCUCGGAUUUGGGAUCAGUGGGUAGAUGACAAUGGGACCACUUGGAUCAUCCAGGACCUACCUCCGGAAGACGAUGAGAAGGCGAUCAAGAUACUGGUCGAAAACCUCUGCCCUGAUGAAACCCUGUGUAGUUUAAGCAAAAUCGUAGAAGACCCAGUGUCCACUCAAAGUAUAAGUGACUUCUGGCGAGGGUACCUAGCGCAGCGCAUGUCACUGGCCUGCUAUGAACUGAAGGAUGGCAACAAGAAACUAGUCGCGUUGAACGUGUGCCUUGUCCAGACAAAGGAUGAAGAAACGGAUGAUGUUGUGGAGGGAGAAGGCUUCAAGAACGUGUAUAACGCACUGAAAGUGGUUGACGAUAAAGUAGACGCCUUCAAAUAUCUGGGUAUGAGCCAGAUUCUCUAUGCCCUUGGCCUUGUGGUGUGUAGGGAGUACAGGGGUGCCAAGCUUGGUGCCAGGAUAUUGGCUGCAAGAAAACCACUAAGCCUUCAUCAUGGAGUUAAAGGCACGUCUACAGUAUUCACGGGCCCAGCUUCACAGAUCAGUGCCACGAGAGCCGGCUUCACUACCAUCGGAACGAUAACCUUAAAAGAAUUAGCUGAGAAUGGACUCAACUUCCCUUAUGAUGAGAAUAGAAAUAUAAAGGUCAUGGUGAAGAGGUUUGACGAUUAGGUUUUAAAGAAAAUUGCACCUUAAGUUCG
Molecule: messenger RNA, 861 nt
Organism: Spodoptera exigua (beet armyworm)
Lineage: Eukaryota; Metazoa; Arthropoda; Insecta; Lepidoptera; Noctuidae
Source: the annotation of a GenBank genome assembly